Trichogramma pretiosum is the source of this 1559-nucleotide messenger RNA. It is a transcript of the gene Rpt6, whose product is annotated as 26S proteasome regulatory subunit 8. The record is from RefSeq and is a predicted model, not a curated record. Bases 167 to 1384 code for a protein of 405 amino acids. Gene Ontology annotation, cellular component: proteasome regulatory particle, base subcomplex. NCBI's taxonomy places the organism in Eukaryota, Metazoa, Arthropoda, Insecta, Hymenoptera, Trichogrammatidae. Gene Ontology annotation, biological process: proteasome-mediated ubiquitin-dependent protein catabolic process. Gene Ontology annotation, molecular function: proteasome-activating activity; ATP hydrolysis activity; ATP binding. The transcript is spliced from 5 exons.
GUAUACAUUACAUACAUCAAUGUAUGAGCAUUGAGCAAGAAGUGACUAGCACUUUCAAACUGAUGCAGAAAACAAUUUUUCUUCAAGCUUUUUCAUAAUAGUUCGUUGAGUCAAUUUGACUAAAAGAUCUUACAGCAAUCCUUCGAGGAUUGUGCCUUCUUUCAUCAUGACUCUCACUAACAAGAUGGAGGUCGAUGAGAAAAUCAUGAAAGGCGAAGGUUUUAGACCAUAUUACAUUACGAAAAUCGAAGAACUUCAACUAGUUGUAGCAGAAAAAAGCCAAAAUCUUCGCCGCUUACAAGCGCAACGAAAUGAACUAAAUGCCAAAGUACGUAUGCUUCGUGAAGAACUUCAACUCCUUCAAGAACAAGGCUCAUAUGUUGGAGAAGUAGUCAAACCCAUGGACAAGAAAAAAGUUCUUGUUAAAGUUCAUCCUGAAGGAAAGUUUGUUGUUGAUAUUGAUAAAAAUAUUGAUAUCAAUGAUGUCACUCCUAAUUCAAGAGUUGCCUUGAGGAAUGAAAGCUAUACACUGCACAAAAUUCUUCCCAACAAAGUUGAUCCUUUGGUGUCUCUCAUGAUGGUAGAAAAAGUUCCUGAUUCAACUUACGAAAUGGUUGGUGGUUUGGAUAAACAAAUCAAAGAAAUCAAAGAGGUCAUUGAACUGCCAGUCAAACACCCUGAACUUUUUGAUGCCCUUGGUAUUGCUCAACCUAAAGGUGUUCUUUUAUAUGGUCCACCUGGUACUGGCAAAACUUUAUUGGCUAGAGCUGUUGCACACCACACAGAAUGUACUUUUAUUAGAGUUUCUGGAUCUGAACUUGUUCAAAAGUUCAUUGGUGAAGGAUCUCGCAUGGUCAGAGAACUUUUUGUUAUGGCUAGAGAACAUGCACCUUCUAUCAUUUUCAUGGAUGAGAUUGAUUCCAUUGGCAGUUCUCGUAUUGAAUCAGGUUCUGGUGGAGACAGUGAGGUACAAAGAACAAUGUUGGAGCUUCUUAAUCAGUUAGAUGGAUUUGAAGCCACUAAAAAUAUUAAAGUAAUUAUGGCUACUAAUCGUAUAGAUAUUUUGGAUCCUGCCCUUUUACGUCCUGGUCGAAUUGAUCGUAAAAUUGAAUUCCCCCCACCGAAUGAGGAUGCUCGUUUGGACAUCUUGAAAAUCCAUUCACGAAAAAUGAAUCUGACACGUGGUAUCAAUUUGAAAAAAAUUGCUGAACUGAUGCCUGGAGCUUCUGGUGCUGAAGUUAAGGGUGUGUGUACUGAAGCUGGCAUGUAUGCUCUGAGAGAGCGCAGAGUUCAUGUCACUCAGGAAGACUUUGAAAUGGCUGUUGCUAAAGUCAUGCAAAAGGAUUCAGAAAAGAAUAUGUCCAUUAAGAAAUUAUGGAAAUAAAUAAUAUGGAAAAUAUUCUGAAGUUGAAAACGUGGAGUGUAUACAAUUUUUUUAAUAAUUCAGUUUUUUAUAAGGCAAAUAACCUUAAACAUGAAAUUCUGUUUAAAAUUAUAGACUUAAUGAGUUAAACUACAAUCUACAAUAAAAAUAAAAUAUUUUAAGUUACAAAGUAAAA